Molecule: messenger RNA, 765 nt
Organism: Blepharisma stoltei
Lineage: Eukaryota; Ciliophora; Heterotrichea; Heterotrichida; Blepharismidae
Source: the annotation of a GenBank genome assembly
AUGAAAAGAAAGAGAACGCUUUCAAAACCUUCAAGCUUCUUAAAGAAGGUCUUUGAUAUGUUAAAAAAUGAUGAAAUUCAAGAGAUAGUUUCCUGAAAUAAGGACGGGCAAGCAUUUACUAUAAAGAAUUCGGAAGAAUUCAGUAGGGUGAUUUUGCCUCUGUACUUCAAACAUAAGAACUUUUCAAGCUUCACUCGUCAGCUGAAUAUGUAUGACUUCCAUAAGUAUAAGAUUGAGGAGAAUACCCAUACAUUUAAGCAUCCUUUAUUUAUUCAAGGUCGAAAGGACCUAAUUAAAGAGAUCAUGAGAAAAUCGAAUUUCUCCCAAAAUUCUGAAUCCUCAGCUAACGAACCGCACAAAACAGAGCUUACACCAUUGCUGCAAAAAAUGCAUGAACUCUAUACGGACAAUCAAAACUCAGAACAGCACAUCAAAACUUUAGAAGAAAAGAUCGAGAACAUUCGAGAACUAAAUUCUGACCUUUUGACCCAACUUAAGGAGUCAAAGGUAAGGAUUAGAAAUUUUAAAAAGAUGCUGUUAAGUACUUCUAACAUGAUGGGAACUACUGAAGACGAUUUGGACUCCCUCCUCAAGCUAGAAACCCCAAGUUCCGAAGACCAUAGAGAAAGUCCUGCUUCAAAUAUGGCCAUAGAUCCAGGAGUUAAAAGGGAUAGCAAAUCCGUUGGGUCCAGCGAAUCAGGCGAAGAAAGAAAUCUAAAUAAAAGUGAUGAUGACACCAGCAUCUAUCUGCAAACUGACACCUAG